AUGACCAGUAAAGACCUUGGAGAAUAUUCUAAUGACGGGAAGGAAGAAAACAAGCAAUCCAAAGUAAUGGACAAACAACCGUUCAAACAGCAAAACAUAUUUCAGAGAUGGUUCUCUCCAAAAGAGACAAAAGCAAAACUGAACGAAACUGCCGUUCAAUCUUCCGCCACUACAUUGUCAAAACAACCUUCAACAAACAAAACAUUUUCAGAAAAAGCGAUAGAAUUCCUCAGCGGGAAAGAUAAACAACCAGCAAAUGAUGAGGGUCAACAACCAGCGUCUCAUGAGCAACAGCAACCAACGUCUCAUGAGCAACAACUGCCAGCUUCUCCCGAGCAACAACCAGUAUUUUCUGAGCAGCCGGCAACUCAACCUACUGACACAGACGACCAAAAUCAAUCAACAACAGAUACCCACAGAGAAGUUGCCACUCAAAAAUCGAAUCCGUUCAGAAAUAAAAUAAUGAAACUAAUGAGUCAAGUUGACUUUGAAAACUGCGAUCCCGAAACGUGCCUAUCUAUGUUGAAAAUGCCAUCUCUUAAAAUGUAUGUAGCCUUGAACAAGAAACUGAAAUCCUGUCGUCAGAGCGUGUGGAUGGAAGAGUUUUUAGAGCUUGGAGGAUUGGAUAUUUUACUGGAAGGUGUCAACACGAUAACAGGCAAAAGGGUGCAACUAUCGGAUGCUCUGGUGCUGAUCGAGUGCGUGUCAUGCAUCAAAACUGUGAUGAACUCAUCCAUAGGUCUCAGAGUCAUCACAAAUAAUAAGGAGUACAGUCAAAAAUUGAUCAAAGCACUUGAUUCCAACAACACGACCGUCAAGAAGCAAAUCUUUGACUUGCUGUCGGGCUUGUGCCUGUCGUCAGAGAAAGGGUUUGAGUGUUGCAUCGAAGCUGUCAACUCGUACAAGACAACUUCAAGCAACCGAUACCGUUUCAGUUUCAUGAUGAACGAGCUGAAGAACCAUUCAGUCCCCGAUUACUCCUGCUCUAUCAUCUCCUUCAUCAACUGCAUAAUACAUGGUGUCGACGAUCUUGCAGAAAGAAUGAAAAUCAGAAAUGAAUUCAUUGGGUUGAACCUGUUGGACAUCAUGAAUGAUCUGCGGUUCGUCAAUCACGAGGACCUCCAGAUACAGUUCGACGUCUUCACUGACGAAAAGAAUGCCGACGAUGAUGAACUACUGCAGAUGGCGAAUGGAGACCAAAAUGCAAUCGACCUAACGAACCAUCGAUCUCUCAUCGACGCCAUAUACAAUAAAGUGUACAACACUCCACUGGAGUCAAAAUUGAUCAACAUCCUCUGCUCUUUGAUUCAAAUUGAUACUGACCAAGAUGAUAGCUCAAACAUCUGGCAAACAAUUGAAAGUAUGGUGGCAAGGAUUGUUGUUAGCGAGGAUCCUCAACGACUUCUGUAUGAAAAAAAACCACCAUCUGUCGCCCAAAAAGCGAUUGCUGUUCAAACAGAACAAUGUAAAUUAAAAAAUUUAAAAUCAGAUCAAGUUGUAAAAGAUGAAUUGACGAACGCAAGCUCACUUUCAUUUUCCGAUGCAAAGAGUAAGGUGUCGUCCACGAUAUCAGAUGUUCAUAACUUACAAAAAUCGAAAAAUGUGAUUGAAGCAUCAGCGAGUUCAAAUCAAUCAGUCUCUCCUCUCCCCCCACCACCACCACCACCACCUCCUCCACCUCCACUACCAUCUCUUGAUUCUUCGCUUGCAAACGUUACAUUCAACUUAAUUCCCAAACUGGAUGCUCUUCCUCUUCCUGCCGUUCACUCAGAUGUUCCUGCUCCACCACCUUUGCCAAUUUUAUUGCCCAAUCCUCUCUUUUCCGAUCUUCCAACACUUCCAGGGGGACCUCCACCCCCGCCACCCCCACCACCGCCAUUACAACAACCUCCUCUACCACCCUCACUACUACAACCUUCGCCACCACCACCACUACCUAACGGUCAGCCCUCUCUUGAAAAAAAAUCUAAUGCCCGACAGGCCCCAAGUUAUGAGGCUCUCCUGAAAAAGUCUUUCGACGUUGCUGCCUGCAUCUCUGUUCCGAUUCCAAAGUCGAAAAUGAAAACUGUAAACUGGACGAAGCUGCCUGCGCAAAUUCUAACAAAAGAAGAAGUGAUCUGGUCCAGUGUUUUGAAAGUUGCCGAACCAUCCCAAGUAAAUUACGGCGCUGUCGAGGAAAUGUUCAGCAGGAAAGCUGCCCAGCAAGUAACUGCAAGUGCUGAGAAGAAGGUUUCUAGCGUGGUAAAUUUACUGGACAUGAAGCGAAGUAUGAACAUGAACAUAUGGCUGAAACAGUUCAGGACGAGCAACGAGGCCAUCAUUGAGAUGAUCGAGAAGGCUGACGUGCAGCAAAUGGAAAGUGAAAAACUGAAAGGACUCAUAAAACUGUUACCCGACCGAGCCGAGAUCGAUCUGCUUACGAAUUUUGACGGUGAUCCAAGCACGCUGGGUAACGCAGAGAAGUUCAUAAAGCAGCUGUCGCAAUUGAAUGAUUAUGCUUUGAGGCUUAAUCUCAUGUUGAUCAAAUCGGAGUACAUGAUGACUUACAAUUCUAUCCACGAAAGACAAGAAGCCUUCCUCACCAUGUGCCAAAACAUCUUGGAAUGCGAUUCCUUGAAAACGUUUUUCAGAGUUGUCCUCCAGUACGGGAACUUCUUGAAUGCGGGGAGUUACGCUGGAAAUGCACUGGCCAUCAAAAUUUCAUCACUGCCAAAAUUGUCGGACACUCAAGGUAAUCAAAGAGGAAUAACAUUGCUCCAUUUUUUGGUGAAAGAGGCACCGUCACAUUACUCCAACGCUUUAGAUUUUGUCGACAAUCUCUACGAAAACUUGCUUUUUUCUUCAAAGUUAUCGACGGAUGGAUUGAGUUCCGAUCUUGCGAAGUUGUCAGCAUCUGUAGAGAAUGCUGACAAACAGGAAGCACGUUCUGAUAUCAGUAGGAUUAAAACUCGGCAAAACCUAAUAAAGGAGCAAUCAAUUUUAUUGUGCCGUCACUUAUGCGAAGAAGAAAGCACAUUUAAAUUAGAAGAAUGUGCUGCUUUGCUCUACAAGUUCUGCGAUAAAGUUAAAAACUGCAUCAAGGAAAACGAGUUGCGUCGAUUGCAAGAAGAAAGAGCAGAAAAAAGAAAGAAGGACCAGGCUGCCGAAUUGUUGAACGCCGACAAAAACAAAGAGCGGUCCAGUCUGGCGUUAAACACGGAGAGUGACUGCAUAAUAGACAGGCUGUUGGAUGAAAUUAAGAAAGGUACAAAGCUGCGAAGAGUUGGAGGAAAGAAAAAUAAUAUUUCAACAGUACCAAGCGCCGGCAAGAUAGCAACCAACACCAACGGAGUCAGCAGAAAUAAUGAAGAUCUGACUAGCAGCGUUGAAGCGGCAAAUAUUCAGCCGACUAUCAUCGUUGAAAAAAUCUCGGAAGACUUUUCAGAAACGUAA
Helobdella robusta is the source of this 3432-nucleotide messenger RNA. RefSeq lists its product as hypothetical. The record is from RefSeq and is a predicted model, not a curated record. Bases 1 to 3432 code for a protein of 1143 amino acids. The transcript is spliced from 15 exons. Gene Ontology annotation, molecular function: small GTPase binding; actin binding. NCBI's taxonomy places the organism in Eukaryota, Metazoa, Annelida, Clitellata, Rhynchobdellida, Glossiphoniidae. Gene Ontology annotation, biological process: actin cytoskeleton organization.